Messenger RNA from Xenopus laevis (African clawed frog), 719 nucleotides. Its product is annotated as protein FAM135A-like. Lineage: Eukaryota; Metazoa; Chordata; Amphibia; Anura; Pipidae. Bases 34 to 645 code for a protein of 203 amino acids. The transcript is spliced from 5 exons. The record is from RefSeq and is a predicted model, not a curated record.
UGUAAGAGUUUGGCACCAAUCUGCAGCGAGGACAUGACACUGCACUUUAACCUGCAUCGAGGGACUCAUGGCCACAUGGAUAUAAUGUUUCAGACAUUUUCAAAGCUAUCGAUCAUAGUUCAUGGCCUGUUGGUUCUAUUACAACCCCCACUGAAGAGAUUUCCCGAGAAAAGCUCAGUAUUCCAAAGAAUUCUUCCCAACUGGUGGACAAAGGCUAAAAUACCGACGUUAGAAAGUGUCAUUUUUGGCAAAAACUUCAAAAAGAAAUUGACAGCAGACGGUAAAGGCUUUGUGAUAGAAGAGAAAUACUUGCAGCAUGCCUACCGAUUCCUUUCAACGCUACGAUCCUGCUUGCUGCUUUCCUAUGAUGGACUGUACAGUUAUUGCACCUCCGUAUCAGAAACGCUGCCUUCCUCCUGCAAGCUGGAGCUUGAAAAACUUGAUAUGAAAGCCCGGCUCAGUGAGUUAUCCGACAAAGUGACAGAAAUAGAAGACGCCAAUGAUCUGGCAGAAGCAAUAAACGGCACCCUAAUAGAGCUGUCAGCUCAACUUCUCAAUCUGUGGGGAAUAUUUCUUCGAUCCUCCUUGGAGAGUGAACAAGAAAAGAAGCAAAUAAAGGUAAGCAGCAGACUGAUUUGGAUUUAGGGCAGAAGCAGCUUUCCUCUUCUGUCUUUUAGGACAAAGACACACACUCAGAUUUGGGGAGAUUAGUCGCACCA